Messenger RNA from Serpula lacrymans var. lacrymans S7.9, 5207 nucleotides. RefSeq lists its product as uncharacterized. Gene Ontology annotation, molecular function: ubiquitin protein ligase activity. Lineage: Eukaryota; Fungi; Basidiomycota; Agaricomycetes; Boletales; Serpulaceae. The coding region runs from base 151 to 5100 and encodes 1649 amino acids. Gene Ontology annotation, biological process: protein polyubiquitination; proteasome-mediated ubiquitin-dependent protein catabolic process. The record is from RefSeq and is a predicted model, not a curated record. Gene Ontology annotation, cellular component: nuclear speck. The transcript has 16 exons.
GACGACGACGACAUUGAGGAUCAUGAAGGUAAUGAUGGAGAUGCGAACGAACAGGGGAAUGAUCAACGAGAAGGCCUUCGUGCCGAAGGCGAGGAUAGCAGUCCUCCCGUUGGAGCCCGUGGAUUUGGUGGCUUGGAUGAGCCUACGGCAAUGGCUAUCUUUGGUGAUUAUCGCCAAUUUGGCUCGUAUAUGAUGUCUCUUUCUGGACGCCUCAAGACUAUGCUAAAUAACAUCAAGUCCACCGCAAACCCUACUACUCGACUUGUUACCUUGCAGGAACUCAGUGAAUUACUCAGUAUUAGCACUGAGGAUACUUUGGCGGGUUCAUUUCAAGUGGAACAAUUUGUGAAAGAAUUGGUCAAGAUUCUAGGAGGUCGUGGUGUCGAUGGAGAUGAUGACGACGAGGGAGGUGAGGAUGUCGAAGAACGUGACGAAGAUGCUGCCCUCGCAGCUGCCCUGGCCCUUAGUGCCGGAGGCGCCACUUAUCAGGGGGAUGAAAACCUGGAAGCGCAAGUGUUAGCUUGCCGAUGCUUGGCGAACUUGAUGGAGGCUCUGCCUGGCGUCGCGCAUACUGUCGUUUAUCACGGCGCUAUUCCAGUUCUGUGCCAUAAACUAAUUGAAAUAUCAUAUAUCGAUCUAGCAGAACAAACAUUGAGCACUCUAGAGAAAAUCUCCGAAGAAUUUCCUAGCUCUAUUGUCCGAGAGGGUGGUUUGUCGGCCUUGCUGAAUUACCUCGACUUCUUCUCGAUUGCUGUGCAACGAACCGCACUACAAGCUGCUUCCAACUGCUGUCGAAAUGUGUCUGCUGAACAAUUUCCCAUGAUUCGUGGCGUUUGGCCCAUUAUCCGUAACUGCUUGGGAUAUGCUGACCAGCGGUUGGUGGAUUAUGCGUGUUUGUGUGUAAUCCGCGUCAUCGAUUCUUACUAUCGCACUGCAACGGAGAACCUUGAGAGUCUCCUUGAUAAAGACACGAUCAAGGCCAUCAACUCUCUUCUAAUGCCUGCUGGUGGAUCCCCGUUGGUUCCAGCUAAUACUUAUACACUUCUGGUCCGUGCCUUGGCGACAGCUGCUCGUGCCAGCCCCAAGAUCACGGUUACCUUACUUCAAGCGGAUAUUGUUGGAACCCUCUACCAAAUUUUGACAGGUGUUCUACCGUCUGCAUCGGAAGGGUGGGAAGAGCAAGGAGGUGUGAGUGGGGGUCAAGGCCUAGGGGGAGGGAUGGCAGAUAUGACUGUAAUGGAAAACCUUGCUAAUCGUCCAAAAGACCAGAUUGAAGAGGCGCUUGGUUUGGUGUCUGAACUCAUGCCCCCGUUACCUAAAGAUGGCGUUUUUGAUCAUAAAGCAUAUACUGAUAAAGCACUUGCGAGAAUGAUCAAAGCGAAAGCUAAAGCAGACAGGGCAGCUGCGCGUCAGUUAGCUGCCGCUGCCGCAGGCUUUCCCGUUUCAUCAUCUGCAACUGCAGCUUCCACUCCAGCCUCUGUGCAAGGUGCCUCCGCGUCGGAAUCUCAUCAAGAGGCAAGCGUGGGAGAAUCUCACGUUCAAGAGGUGGACGAGACAGGUGCAAUCAAUCCCCCUGCUGAGCAGACUGUAGAUCGGACAGAAUUACUUCGUUCUCAACCAGAAGUUGUCGGACGAUUCAUGCAAUUAAUUGUUCCUAUUUUGAUAGACGUCUAUGCGGCUAGUGUUAGUACUCCCGUGCGGGUCAAGACUCUCACAGGACUGCUAAAAGCUGUCGGUUUCCUUGAAGGGGAUGCCCUCAGACGAGUAUUCAAUUUUGUUCCAGUCGCUAGCUUUGCUUCGUCGAUAUUGUCUUCAAAGGAUCACCCUUCUUUAGUCAUAGGGGCUCUGCAGCUCGUCGACCUCCUUCUCACGAAGGUUUCCACAGAUUUCAAACCAGAAUUUCGCAGGGAGGGAGUAUUCCACGAAAUAGAGCAGUAUUCCGCAAGACCACUCAACUCAACAAAAUCUAAAGACAAAGAUAAGGACAAGGACUUGUCGGACGCACCUUCACCAGCGGAUACGGGCAACAUCCCAAUCCAUACUUCUGCCACCGUCAGCUCAGCAUCAGUGAUACCUGGCUUCAAGAAACUGUCUUCAUUGUCUCUUGACCCGGACGAUGCUAUCACCCUACGUGCCCGUGUCAUCAGCUUCAAGCAUCUCUCAGCUUACGAACAAGAACAUGGUGAUAACGCUUUCGAAGCCCUACGGCUUUCAAUGGAGCAACUUUCGGCUCCAAAUGCGUCCGAACAAUCCCUGCGUGUUACGUUGAGUGAGCUCGCGGAUCUUUUUGCAUCUCCGCGAACUUCCGUCUCCAGCUUUGAGUUACUGCAAAGCGGCGCUGUAGAUGGGCUUUUACAAUUCACAACUGAUCCUGAACGAAGCAUCAGCGUCAAGAAGAGGCAGGAACUACUGUAUGAUGCCUUCACUUCGCGUAAAAGUAGAGGGACUGGGACAGUCGAAACCCCCUUUGCAAUGUUUGUAAGGAAGCUUCAGGAGAGUCUUACAAGGAUGGAAUGCUUUGAAGUCGUUACUAUUACUCAGGGCAUCGAUGAUUCCAAACGUAGCUCGCCAUCCUUACUUGCUAGGCAACUUCGUCUGAGGUUGACCGCUGAAGAUGACUCUGACAUCCCUCGUAACUUGCACAACAUCGUCGUCUCGAUUCAUGCUAUUGCGACGUUCCAGGCUCUAAAUGAUUACCUUCGUCCUAGAGUAGCUGGACUUAUGCCUAGCGGUCGAUUGUCUGGCAUGCUCGCAGCAUUAGCUGCAUCUGGUUUUGGACCCGCAUCUUCAUCACGGGCUCCAGUAGAAGGUCAAAAACAGCCCAUCAAGACUACACCUCCAGCUGCGGGUGAGGGCGGCGCUGGUGCUACUCCCGCAAUUGAACGUAGGCGUAGCCUCCGCCUCAGCGCGAAAAAUGGCAAAAACGAAGAUGUUUCUGGCACAGCAGGCACAGAGGCUUCAGGGGAUACAAGUCAGCAAGAAGCCCAAAGUUCCGCGGCUGCUGUAGCUCCAACUAUCGAAAGUUCUCCCCCUAGUUCAGCCUUGCCGUCUUUAGCCAGCCUGUCAAAUGACCCACUUGUACAUGAGAGUGGAUAUGCGGCCGAGUUUACUGACGACGAAGUGGAUGCUGAGGUUUUUGAUGAGGAUGAUGAUGGCGAUCACCCCGCGGAAAAAACUGUUACAUUGUCCAUUGCUCCUGAUGGGACCAAUAUAGAGGCUCAGACCCCCGAAGGCACAAGAGUUGCGACCCCCAAUUCAUCCAAAGACACGCAUACCAUCAGCACGUCUCGCCAAGCACUUUCUAAUCGAACAUCGUACGCUGCUGCCCUGAAGGCUAAACCUUCGGAUUGGCAUCUUGAGUUUUCUAUGGACGACCAUGCACUUCCGUUGGAUCUAACAAUAUACGGUGCCAUUCAUCAGCAUGAAGCCCGCAAGAAGCAAGGAGCAGUUCCAUCAAGUUUAAUUUGGCAGGGUGUAUACACAGUGAAAUUCAAGAAAGUGACAGGGCCACCGCCUGAAAAUGACUCAUUCAAAAACCGGUCGCCUAGCCCAGCAUUCUCGUCUCUACCAGAAGAUGCCCCUCAUACCAAAAUACUUCGUCUUCUUCGUGUCUUGCACAAGCUGAACGGCUCAUAUGUUGAAGGGCCGCUAUCAUCUCUAACUGAGAGGCGAAGUUUAUCCGAGGCCACUUUCAUCAAUAAUAAGCUUACCGCAAAACUCACUCGCCAAUUAGAAGAGCCGAUGAUUGUGGCUAGCUCGUGUUUGCCGGAUUGGGCAAUAGAUCUACCGCAAAACUUCCCGUUCCUCUUCCCAUUCGCUACUCGCUAUAACUUCUUGCAGUCAACGUCAUUUGGUUAUGCUCGUCUGAUUUUGAAAUGGCAGAGCCAGCAACAUCGUGGGCAAGAUAGUUCUCGGCGUGACGAAGGUAUUGGCUUCCUAGGCCGUUUGCAGCGUCAGAAAGUUCGAAUUUCGCGCAAGCAUAUCCUUGAGUCAGCAGUCAAGGUAUUCGAACUGUAUGGGUCUUCGUCUUCAGUCUUGGAAGUGGAAUAUUUCGAGGAAGUCGGUACAGGACUUGGUCCUACUCUGGAAUUCUAUUCUCUAGUGUCCAAAGAGUUUGCUAGACGGGACUUGAAGAUCUGGCGUGAUGCGGAUCCCACUUAUCCAGGCAAUUAUGUUCAUCACCCUGCAGGACUUUACCCAGCUCCUAUAAGUCCAGAUGAUAUCGCCAAUGAUGGUGGACAAAAACGAACCCAUAUAUUCAGUGUCAUCGGACAAUUUUUGGCGAAGGCCAUGUUGGAUUCCAGGAUUAUUGACAUUUCCUUCAACAAGAUAUUCGUGAAGCUCGUUCUGGGAGAAGAAGUCCCUGUGACUAUUGCAACUUUAAAGCUGGUAGACAGUGAGUUGGCGAAUUCCCUCCACAAACUACAAGACCUUGCAUCUUUGAGCGGCCCUACUGCAAAGGGUAUGGCAUUAGAUACCGUCCAUAUCGAGGACCUCGCGCUGGAUUUCACUAUCCCCGGCUAUGACAUAGAGCUGCGGCCCGACGGUCGUAAUAUGCAAGUAACUUCGGACAAUGCACACGAAUAUAUUCACGAGGUCCUGGAAGCUAUUGUCGGAAAAGGUGUACAGCUUCAAGCCAAGGCCUUCCGAGAAGGAUUCUCUAAAGUGUUCCCUAUAUCGGAUCUUCAGACGUUCUCUCCAGAUGAGCUAGUGAUGCUAUUCGGCAAUUCUGACGAAGACUGGAGUAUAGAGACCUUGAGUGAAUCUAUCAAAGCUGAUCAUGGAUUCAACGUUGAAAGUCGUGCAAUCCGUGACCUCAUUGAACUCAUGUCAGAGUUCGAUGCUACGACCCGUCGUGAUUAUCUUCAGUUUAUUACAGGUAGCCCGAAGUUGCCUAUUGGAGGUUUCCGUGGUCUGAAUCCUCCUUUCACUGUCGUUCGCAAACCUCAUGAAGCUCCCCUCACUGCGGAUCAUUACCUUCCCAGUGUGAUGACCUGCGUGAAUUAUCUCAAGCUGCCUGAGUACAGCUCGAAGAAAGUGAUGAGGGAGAAGGUGUACACCGCUAUGAAGGAAGGGGUUGGCAGUUUCCACCUUUCUUGAGAUGAUUUUGCAACGACUAUUGACUCACCACUGUAUUACCGUUUUCUUCAUGUCCUGUGCUUUACCAAACAUGUUCAUUAGAGUGCAAUCGAGUCCGUUUGAUUAUA